This is a messenger RNA of Trematosphaeria pertusa, 243 nucleotides long. RefSeq lists its product as uncharacterized. The transcript has 3 exons. The record is from RefSeq and is a predicted model, not a curated record. NCBI's taxonomy places the organism in Eukaryota, Fungi, Ascomycota, Dothideomycetes, Pleosporales, Trematosphaeriaceae. Bases 1 to 243 code for a protein of 80 amino acids.
AUGGCCCCAGCUACCACCAAGACCGCUGCGCCCAAGGCCAAAGCGGCGAACGGCGCCGGAGUCAAGAAAGCUGGCAGGCCAAAAGGCGGCAGGAAGGCCAACGCGAGGGCAGCAAUGGCAAAGAUGCAAGCCUUUUUCAAGGAACACCGCCCCAAGUACAAGAGCUUGGAGUUCAAGGACCAGCAGAAGAAACUUGGAGAAGACUGGAAGAAGAGUUCCCAGAACCCUAAGAACGCUGCUUAA